Molecule: messenger RNA, 1210 nt
Organism: Hyaloscypha bicolor E
Lineage: Eukaryota; Fungi; Ascomycota; Leotiomycetes; Helotiales; Hyaloscyphaceae
Exons: 4
Coding region: 152-1141 (329 amino acids)
Source: RefSeq, a predicted model, not a curated record
AUUUUGGACCUCGAAGUUUCAUUGUUCCAAAGGUUACAAGUCUAGCGAGCGAGCUUCGACAUAAUGCAUGGCUCGUGGGACCUGUUUCGAAGUGACGGAGGUAUUGACUUGGUCCCCGAGUUAUCACUAUUGAUUGUACAGCAAGUCGUGGAUGAAUGUCCGAAUGCCAUCAGAUCUCUGCUACUUCUGUCAAAGGUUCAUGGCCGCUCACCUUUCCGAUGCAUUGCACCACCUAACCUUCGUACAGUCGUUCCACUCCUUACUUAGAAGAUACGAAAAGUCAAUCACUCGCCGUGUCUCGUACAAUGAUCAGCGACUAGCAUAUACGAACAACGACGAACUGAUAAUCCUCUCAUCCCGACUGCCACCAAGAGAUAACCCAGUCAGAGCACUCUCGUAUCCAUGGCUUUCUGAGCUGCGAUGCCGUAGUACAAUCAUCGACUUCCUUGCCAACCACAAUAUCACCCAGAUGGUGGAUCACACCAAUGACUGGCCGACCUUGGACGUUCCAAAAGCAGAGCUCCAAUGCCGUCUGGACUUAUUCAAGCGAAAGGCUUUCUUGCUACUGUACCGACUUGCAGAUUGUGCGGUUGGACUUGAUAGAACUGGAAACAUUCGCGCUCGACAAUCCUUGUUUUUAGACAAUCUCUCCACCCAUGAAUUAGCCACGCUUGGGAUUAUGGUCGAGGUGAUUGGGCAGGGGUACUUUACCUUGACGAAAGCUUUAUUAUUCUCGGAGCAUCGGAACAAUGACGUUCUUUUGGCAUCCAUUUCGGAGUCGUCCUACUUUUAUUCUCCGAAUUCUGUCCCGUACAAUGACACGAUGAACGACAACUGGAUCCGAGAGUGUAUGUGUGUUUUUGAGGACCUGACGCAAAGGCACGGGCCAUAUUUUGCCUGGGCAUACCUUGCUGGGUCGGACGAUAUAACGAGAAGACUAGAUUUGUGGGCGAGGUCAGAAUUAAAGCAAGGGUUGGACGAUAUGAACGCCUUCGAGUUGGGGUAUACGAUGUCAUUUGCGAGCUUGCAGAGUGUGGUAUGGAGAAUCUUCUGUAAAAAGGCCAACUGCAGCCUCCAGGAUAGCUGGACUCCAGCCAAGGCCAUGAUCGAGGCUGAGCUGGUACAGUACAAAAUUGAUUGAAUGGAAGCGUGUCGGGACAGCGACUUGAUGCUCACGAGACAUUAAAAUAGACUAGAGACAGUGGUAUUA